GGCCCAUUUUAAAUGUGUUUUUGUGCUUGGUUUAUGUAGGAAUUUUGUUAAUUAGGCUGUUGUGAUGUUUUGGAGAGAAAAUCCCGUGUGUGUGCGUUGUGAAUGUAUAAGGCCUUCCACAUUAGAGUGGCGCAGCAGAAGCGUAGUAGGCCAUAUUCUGAUCAUAGAAAAACUCUCAUUAAACCCAGAAUUUUCCCAGAUCUACUCAGUGUCUCUUCCUCCCCUGUCCGUCGGGUUCUGCUGGGUGUGAACCUUCGGCUUUUCUGUUUCCCUGCAGAUGGCGCCGACUUCUUCUCCCUGCCAGCUCUGGUUUGCUUGCUGGAAUUUUGGUUUGAUCGUUCUGUCACUGUAGCACUUGGGUUAAGCCUUCUGUUUUGUGCGAGUGAGGAAGCGAAACCGAGGACGAGGAAAUCACGGGGAGUGAUGAGGUAGAAGGCUAGCCAUUCUUAUUGGAUAUAAGUUUUAGAUUUUAUCAUCCUUUUGUAAGGUAGAUUUUAUUCUUGAGAUGUUGUGAUUUGAAUAAGUUCCGAGCCUUGUG
Molecule: messenger RNA, 538 nt
Organism: Rubroshorea leprosula
Lineage: Eukaryota; Viridiplantae; Streptophyta; Magnoliopsida; Malvales; Dipterocarpaceae
Source: the annotation of a GenBank genome assembly